Molecule: messenger RNA, 1846 nt
Organism: Maylandia zebra (zebra mbuna)
Lineage: Eukaryota; Metazoa; Chordata; Actinopteri; Cichliformes; Cichlidae
Gene: mmp20a
Product: matrix metallopeptidase 20a (enamelysin)
Biological process (GO): proteolysis; extracellular matrix organization; collagen catabolic process
Cellular component (GO): extracellular matrix
Molecular function (GO): zinc ion binding; metalloendopeptidase activity
Source: RefSeq, a predicted model, not a curated record
AUGGGUUUGUUGUGGAUACCCGUUUUGGGCUCUCUGAUGUUGGUGGAAAUCUUGUGGACUCUACCCAUUGACAAAGAUCAGCAGAGGCUUGAGGAUGUGGAGCUGGCUGAGGAUUACCUCAAGAGGUUUUACAGUCUGAAUCUGGGAGACCACAGGCCUCCAGUAAGAAGUGUGAGGUCUGCAUCCACCAUGGAGGAGAAGAUCCAAGAAAUGCAAAACUUCUUUGGUCUGAAGGAAACAGGAAAUAUGGACCCUCACACCCUGAAUGUGAUGAAGGAAGCAAGGUGUGGAGUUCCGGAUGUGGACAACUUCGCCUUUUACCCUAAUAGGCCUAAAUGGAAGAACCACAUCAUCACAUACACGAUUGCCAGAUACACUCCAGACAUGAAGAAAGAGGAUGUGGAAAAGUCUGUUCGUUCAGCCUUGAAGAUGUGGAGCGAUGCAACCCCGCUGAAGUUCAUCAAAAUCAACCAUCGAAAAGCUGAUAUUGUCUUCUCUUUUUCUCGCAGAACUCAUGGAGAUUUCUUUCCCUUCGAUGGACCUGGGGGCGUGUUGGCUCAUGCCUUCAUGCCAGGAAUGGGGAUGGGUGGAGAUGUGCACUUUGAUGAGGAUGAAACAUGGACGGCAGGGACUCAAGGUUACAGCCUGUUGAGUGUUGCAGCUCAUGAACUUGGCCACUCACUUGGUUUGACUCACUCUAGAGACCCCUCUGCUAUCAUGUACCCCAAUUACAGACAUCAGAGCAAUGCCAAGUACUCGCUCUCUAACGAUGAUGUGAGGGGUAUCCAAACUCUGUAUGGUAGGCCCAACAAAAAGAUGGAAACCCAGGUGGCUUCAAAAAAAUGUGACCCAACAUUUCCCCAACUUUUUGAUGCAGUAACACUGAUUGAAAAUGAGAUUUGUUUCUUUAAAAACAGACACAUGUGGAUGAGAACAACAAGGACAACUUAUUGGAAUCGUUUAACACAAGGCCACAUUACCACAUAUUUACCGAGCAUCAGUUCUCAGAUUGAUGCCGCUUAUGACAUCCCAGCCAAAGGCGUGGCGUACAUAUUCACCGGUCAUAAGUACUGGGUGGUUGAACAGCUUAAGAUGAAAAGUCGCGCUGGCUCCAUUUACGAGUACGGCUUCUCUUCCAGAGUCAGGCGGGUUGAUGCUGCUGUGCAUGUCAGCGAAUACGGGAAAACAAUGUUCUUCGUAGGAGAGUUUUAUUACAGGUAUGAUGAGCACAAUAGGAGAAUGGACCCUGGCUUCCCCAGACUCAUCCGAAACGAUUGGUCUGGAGUCCCCAGAAGGGUUGAUGCUGCAUUUAAGUUACAAGGUAGCAUCUUUCUCCUCUGUGGAACAAAAUCCUACCAGUAUGACUUCAGACAAAAACAAGUGGUGAAUGUAAUUCCAGGAAAGUCUUGGCUGGGAUGCUGAAUUGAAACAGACGUGAGAAAGACAGCGAGAAUUCCUCAGUUAUAAAAUUACAAAAAACCCUCUGAACAUGUUAAGCUAAGAUAACCAUGUAGCGGUAUAGUAGUUGUGCUACAUUUUUUAAGCAUAUGUGUACUUGUAUGUGAAUUAUACUAACCCUAUCUCUGAUUAUACUAAUCCUGUGUCUCAUUCGUUGCUGUUGUACAUUGGUAGUAAUACUUCUUAAUCUGUGCAUGAAUAUACUAAGUACUUAUACUGUGAGAGUCAAAUGUAAGGUGUACAUUUUUGUCAGUACUCUACACGUAUUCAAACCCAUGUACUCAAAUCUUCUUUCAAAAUGUACAUCCAGUUAAAUUACACCUUCAGGAAACCUCUAAAAAGCUUACCAGUGAACUCAGCAGGAUGUUUGUUAUUAAACUCACCUCAA